This is a messenger RNA of Paramecium sonneborni, 1433 nucleotides long. The record is from the annotation of a GenBank genome assembly. NCBI's taxonomy places the organism in Eukaryota, Ciliophora, Oligohymenophorea, Peniculida, Parameciidae.
AUGAGAGAAAAUAAUUCAACCAAUGUCAAUAUGAAAAUUUGGUAAUUGAUGUUUCUGUAACAAAUAUCAUAGUCUUAUCAGAUAAUUUAUCUUUCCUAUCUCAUUUGGUAAUUUGAUUCAUUAUAUUUGAUGUCAUAAUAUUGGAUGCUUGACAUUUUUAUGUUGACAGCUUUAGGAUUACUUAAAAUAAAGUAUUUUGUGAUUAACGUAGAUUUAAAGCAAUUGUAAAUAAUCUAAUAAUGGAUACAUUGAUUGGAAGUGUACUCAAAUUAUUACUUUUGAUUAAUGUUAAAUAUUAUCAGCGAUUUUAAAUUUAAUAUUUUAGCUAUGCAGUAAUGGCUUAUUACUUCAUUAGAGUUUUAGUAUAGAACAUUCGUAAAAUAUCUAAUAAUCAAUAAAUAUCCUAAUAUUCUUUUGUAAAGAUUUAUAUAAAUAAGAGAUUGUUUAAGGAAUAAAAUUGUUGUUUGUUUUACAAAUAAUGUUAAUAACCAUGAAACUAACAAAGACUAUAACAUGGAAUUGGUACAGUGUAUUUAGUAUCUCUUGGGGAUUGUUAAUAAUAUCUUUCAUAGUUUAUUUUGUAUUUUUACUCUCAAUUGGAGAAACUAUUGUGGAUUAUGUUAGAAAUCGAUCAAAUAAAACAUAAUGUAUAUUUAUAAUAUAAAGAAAGUGAUAGGAGGAAUAUGGUUUUCACUUUAUAUGAAUUCAUUCUCAAUAUUACCAAUGUGGUUUCUCUUAGAGGUGAGUUGGCAUGAAGAAACAAAGUUAUCAAGCACAACUUCAACUUUAUUUUUAGUAUUGAUUAUUUACAAUGGUUUAAUACUUUCAGGAUUACUAUUAUUCUUUUCUCAUAUCAAGUAAUAAUCUUAUGUAUUUAGAGAUUGUAUAUGAUUGAAUUGAAAGUAAGUUCAUCUCCCUAAACUAAUUAAAAUAAAUAGAAGUAAUCAUUUUUUAAAGUUGAUAUUCCUUACAAAAUCGUUUAAAUAUCAUCUACUUAUUUCGAUAUUAUUAGAUAUUAAAAAAACACUAUUACUGUUCAUCAUAGCAAUUAAUCAGUGGUUCAUUAAAAAACAAAAUUAAAAGCCUUUGAAUUUGUUGGAAAAACUGAACAAUUAUAAUCUCCUGCAGCAGAAAGAGACUUAGAAUUAAUUAAACAAUGUGAAGAUAAAUGUCAAAUUUGUUAUGAUAUAGAACCAAAUAUAGUAUUAUUGCCUUGUUAACAUGGAGGAAUAUGUGAAGAAUGUAUAAUCAAAUGGCUAGAAAAAUAAAAGAAUUGUUAUAUUUGUAGAGAAGUAAUUCUUAUUACUAAAAUUUUAGAAAAUUGAAAAAUAUUUAAGAAUUGCCAAAAGUAAUGAAGAAGGUAAAUUCACAAUUCGUGAUAUAGCUAUUUGUGAUUGAAAAUAGAAGAUUUAUAAAUCUCUUUUGAAUACACG